GAAACUCUCAAAUAUAAACACGCUCAUUUUGGUUCUCCUCCUUUAUCAGACCCUAACUUACAUCUUCUAAACAAAAAAGAAACAGAUGAUGGUGGACCCAGCUUCACUAACUCCAGUUCUACUGUCAGUAUACCGACCUGCUCUCAGUCCAUAGCCCCAAAUGUUGCUGCCCCUCCAUGUCCACAAGUCAGACCAGCAGUCAUCCAGGACUCAACUGUCUGCACUAAAAGAAGCAGAACACAAGAUGCAUUUCAGCUUCCACCUGUGCAUUCUGAAAGUGAACCAAUAGUUGUCAGUGAUGCUCCGAUGGAAAUAGAGGCGCCUGUUACAGCUGUGAACUACUCAGUCACAAACACCCUGCCGGCCCAUUCUCUCCUCCAAAUCUUCUCCUCAGAUCCUGGUUGGAGUAGAAGAGACUCCAGCUGCCUGCCUCGUUCUUCCAGCAUGCCUUCACUGAGUCAAAUAACCUCUGAAAAGAUCAAGACCUUAACACGAGCUGAAAGCUUACCUGACAUGCUGUUAAAAACCAGCUUUGAGGAGUUUACACCUGAUAUCACUGCUGAUGAAAGCGAUGAAACCUACAGGUUCCAGUGCUCCUGCCCAGGCCUGUACCAGUGCAGUGUGACCGGCCUGGUGUUCCACAUGGAGGGAGAAGGGGACGUGGUUUACAGGAUUGUCCCUUGGACCAGGAGGCUACUGGCCCAGCAUCACAAGAAGCCUGCAGGACCCCUGUUUGACAUCAAAUGUCUGCAGCAGUCGGUGUGUCAGCUUCAUCUCCCACACUGUGAGAUCCGCUCCACAGGUGGAUGUGAUUUCUUGUCAGUUGCUCAUGUGAACGAUGAGGGCAUUGAGUUUAUCAGCCCUCAUAGGAUAACAGAAACUCAUGUUAUUAUAAACAUCACAGGGUUUUCUGGUUUCGGUAUUGUCAAGGAUGAAGAUUCACCACCUGACCUGGUCCGAGCGCUGGUUCUGCUGUUCUACAGGCCCCCAGCUGAUCCUGAUCCUGAAUCCCUCCUCAAUGUGUUGUUGCUACCGAGGAACGUUGUUCUCCGGGAUGUGCAGCGCAUCCGGAAGAAGUUAGUUGGAGAUGAGAACUACAUAGAGACAUCCCCACACUGUAAACUGCACCCAAAUCAGGAAUACUCUCUGUCCACUUGUCCUGAAGACAACUCGGUUCUAGUUCAACCAACAGAAGCAGAGUUUGACUGUGACAACUAUGACAACUUCUUCCCAUCAUUCCAGGUGAGCUUAGAAACAAUAAUGAAACACAUUAACCUGUUUUUGAGGGACACCAACAGCUCCCACAGUGUCUGGGAAAGACGAGUUUGUUUAUCAUCCACUGGAGUAAGAAGGUCCUGUGGGCCGAGCUCUGUGAAUCUCCGUCCUAAUGACAGGCUGUUGGAGAUACGGAGCAGCUUCAUCGAUGGGAUAUCAGGACCUGUUCUCAAAAGUCUGCUGGACAAACUGUUGGAGAAAAAGGUGAUGGCUGAUUCUGAGAGGGAGUCAGUGGACUCGAUGAAAAACACAAGAGACAAAGCUCGUUUUGUUAUCGACACAGUGAGGAAGAAAGGUGAAGCUGCUAGUUCAGAGAUGAUUGAGUUCCUCUGUGAGGCCGACCCGUUUCUCUGUGAACAUCUUGGGUUGAUCUGAAGCUACAUAAACAGGUGAUGCAUUCAGUUUAAGAGUAUUUUCUGCAAGAGACCAUAAACACAGUAGCCCAGUUUCUUCAUAAAAGUGUAUUUGUAUCUGAUCAAGUGUUAAAAUAUAAGAGCUAAAUAGUAGGCUUCUAAUAGUGCAGCUGGUUAGUUAAAUUGGGUUUCCGGUUGAUGAUGAUGCUGUGUGAACUACCUUUUCUUCGGGGAAUCUCCCUGAGCUGUUUUUACAGACUGAACAUGAGAGGAAACUGUGAGGAUGUUUAGAGCCACCUGCUGGCUGACAUGAGUUACUGUAAACUGUUGAUGCCAUUUUAUUUUACAGGAUGUUGGAGAUUAAGUAACUCUUGUUCACAAAACUUCCAUUUGGUGGCUCCUCUGGAUGAAUGAAUGAAUGUAUUGGUCGUAACCAAAGGAUAGGGUCAGAAGCUUCAGCUUAUAUAAGGCCCAACCAUCUCACAUGUUUUAAGAGUAACAAACAAAGUGACAAGGAAAAAAAUGUACAAGACAAGAAAGAUAAAAAUAAAUCAUACAAAAAAACUAAAGAACAUAUACACUUACCCAGAAAACUUUCUACAUACAUGCAUACAUACAGUGUGUUUGCAUACACUUAUAUACAUACAUACACGCCUACAUAUACCCAUAAGGGUCAGUACUUAUAUACAGUACAUUGCCACCAUAAGGCGAAUAAUAUCCUAAAUAAUGAUGAUAACCAUAAUGAUAAUAAUGAUGUUCAUCAUCAUCAUCA
Messenger RNA from Sander lucioperca (pikeperch), 2400 nucleotides. RefSeq names its product NACHT, LRR and PYD domains-containing protein 1-like. NCBI's taxonomy places the organism in Eukaryota, Metazoa, Chordata, Actinopteri, Perciformes, Percidae. The record is from RefSeq and is a predicted model, not a curated record. Gene Ontology annotation, biological process: regulation of apoptotic process. The coding region runs from base 307 to 1650 and encodes 447 amino acids. The transcript has a single exon.